Protopolystoma xenopodis is the source of this 1152-nucleotide messenger RNA. Lineage: Eukaryota; Metazoa; Platyhelminthes; Monogenea; Polystomatidea; Polystomatidae. The record is from the annotation of a GenBank genome assembly.
CUCGUCACAGAGAGAAUUAAUUUAAUGGACCAAUGGAAGGACCGAUGGGAGGCUCUGCAGCUUCUUCUCGAGGUUUAUCAAUUUGCUCGGGACGCCGCAGUUGCCGAAGCUUGGCUUUUUGCUCAAGAACCCUACCUAAUGAGUGGAGAUCUAGGAGAGUCUUUGGAUGAGACGUUAGCUCUUCUUAAAAAACACCUUGCUUUUGAACGUGCCGCUGCGACCCAGGAAGAACGCUUCCACCAGCUGCGUAGACUUACGACUCUCGAAUUGAAAGCCCACGAGCGCACUCUUGAGAUGGAGGCUACAAACCGACUAGAGAAGGAGCGUCGUAUCCAGGAUGUUAUUCGCGAAUUCGCCCCUCCCCCUCCAACUGCAACAGCAGCCACUCCAUCAGUCAUUGACGGAGCUGGCGAGGUGGGCCAAAUAGCCUCUUCUCAAUCUUCUCCAUCACAUACUGACUUGAAAUCUACAGUUCGUGGGACCCAGCCGGUUGCCCAACUGCCUCUUUCACUGGUGACUGCGACUCAGCAGCAACUACAACUUCCUCCUCCUCGUGAUCACGAGGGAACCCUUACACGUAAGCAUGAAUGGGAGUCGACAAACAAGAAAGCUUCUGCGCGAUCUUGGCACGAGCUUUUCAUUAUUCUCUCAGCUGGUACUGCUACCCUAUCCGCCUAUAAGGAUCAGCGUCAUGCGCGUGAUAAGCCCCGCGAUCUUUACCACCAUGAGGCGCCCAUCAGCCUAAUCGGAGCUUCAGCCGCUCCUGCUGUUAACUAUGCUAAGCGACCGCACGUUUUUCGACUCAAAUUGGCUAACGGUGGUGAGACUUUAUUCCAGGCUCAUUCAGAUGAAGAAAUGGCUGCCUGGGUGGCUAUGAUAAAUUCUGUUGCUGCCUCUGCUGCUGCAGGCCUCCCUGCAGGCAUAGGUUCAGAAGUUUCGGGCCCAGGAGCAUCCGGUCGAGCUGCCACUCUCCCUUCGGGUUCCACCCCUCCUGGCUCUCUGUCUUCCCCUCGCAGUGGCACUGGUACCGGACAGGGUGUUGGGGCCUCCUCGGGCACGCCUGGCUCCAGCACCAUUUCCAGUCAGACGGGAGUGAGUAGCAGUGCUGUGGGGAAGAAGAAAUUCUUUACUCUUGGUGGAAAAAAGAAGUAG